Molecule: messenger RNA, 708 nt
Organism: Spea bombifrons (plains spadefoot toad)
Lineage: Eukaryota; Metazoa; Chordata; Amphibia; Anura; Pelobatidae
Gene: PTH2
Product: parathyroid hormone 2
Exons: 3
Coding region: 1-609 (202 amino acids)
Biological process (GO): neuropeptide signaling pathway
Cellular component (GO): extracellular region
Source: RefSeq, a predicted model, not a curated record
AUGAAAAAUUCCUGGCACCCCUACCUGGCAUCUGAAAGCAGAAGAUCAGGAGAAAUAUACAUUCAGGGCAUGGAAAGAAGAGCUGCUAGUAGGACCUUCCUUCCAAUCACAGCCCUCUUGGGGUACUGUAUUGUGCUGUCUUCCGCCGCCAUCAUUCCUUCCGUCCGAAAUUCCAACAGACUCUGGAAAAUAGACUUGUCUGAACAGCCUCUCGGUAAUAAGCAGCUGGGCCCCUUCCAGCCGAGGUCCUGGAAGCACCAGCUUCCUUCCAUAAUGUUACACGACUGGAGUCUCAAAAUGCUGUCAUCCGACCUGCUGCCCAGUGAAUCAGCCGAGGACAGAAGAAGAAAGCUGACCCUGUCGCCCGCCACGAGACAGAUUCUGCUUGGGUCGGAUGAUGUCACCCGAAAAGUGCUCCCAGAAAACCCCGAAAUGCCGGACCAAAGAUGGAUGCCAAUGUGGCCUCCCAACGAAGAGUUGGAAAAGAGAAACAUCGUGGUAGCCGAUGACGCCGCCUUCCGGGAGCGAAGCAAAAUGCUCACUGCUAUGGAGAGACAAAAAUGGCUGAACUCAUACAUGCAGAAGCUUCUGGUGGUGAACUCCACCUAAUGGGACCCCAUUACCGUGCUUCGUGCUAUGUGUUUUUAUCCUUCUAUAUUAUCUCAUCUACUCCCUUUCAAUAAAAACUGCAUUAUUUUCUUCUUUUAA